AUGCACAAGCACAGACUCAGUGCUCAUGCUCAUGCUCAUGCUUAUGCUUAUGCUCAUGCUCAUGCUCGUGCUCAUGCUCAUGCUCAUGCUCAUGCUCAUGCUCAUGCUCAUGCUCAUGCUCAUGCUCAUGCUCAUGCUCAGGCUCAGGCUGAAGCUCAUGCUCAGGCCAGUUGCUCAGUCUCAGACUCAGGCUCGAGCUGA
Messenger RNA from Bursaphelenchus okinawaensis, 201 nucleotides. The record is from the annotation of a GenBank genome assembly. NCBI's taxonomy places the organism in Eukaryota, Metazoa, Nematoda, Chromadorea, Rhabditida, Aphelenchoididae.